Molecule: messenger RNA, 261 nt
Organism: Colletotrichum costaricense
Lineage: Eukaryota; Fungi; Ascomycota; Sordariomycetes; Glomerellales; Glomerellaceae
Exons: 2
Coding region: 1-261 (86 amino acids)
Source: RefSeq, a predicted model, not a curated record
AUGAACUCGAAGAAAAAGGAGAAGAUGACACCAGAUGCUGUGCGUCGCUUCAUUCACAAUUGGGGUGAGAAUGACGAGAGAACCCAAAGAGCUAUCACAGCAGCCAGGAUGCACUUCCCCAAUGAUCCCCUCUGGGAAGAAUUGGGCAUGUCGACUGGAAGCAACUCGGCUGGUUCUGGUGGUGGCUCUUCCAGCUCUGGCGGACAGUCUGGUGGAGGUUCUGGUGGUGGCUCGGGCGGCGGCGGCGGUUCGAAGAAGUAG